AUGUUGACCAUCUUACAAGUUGAUGAGUCACGGCCCCAUGCAAAACUGCGUAGACUGUUGGGCAGUCUGAUGAUGCAGGCCGCACUGCAUGCACGAUCUCAGAGACGACCAUCUCCGACGACGCCAAUGCCGAACGCCUGGAACGUAAAGGGUCCAGACGGCGAAUGGCGCAGCACGGUAGUGUACCAAACAAUCGGCAGACGUUGCACGGCAAGCACAAGUCAAGCUCUGAACCCCACUGUCGACAGGUUCGAUGCGACAGCGGCUGUGGAGAUGGAUAGCUAUCGCUAUCGACAAGUGGAUAAGAUAGGGCUCUGGACUGCUGCACGUGGCUGCCGCGCGGAACCGCUACGGCCCAGUGAAAAAACGACGAACUUGCAUUGGCCCCAGUUUUCAUUUCUUACAGAAGCAGCGGAAUCAGCUCGCCGACAAAGCGAGCGAACGACAACUCGGCUGAGGCAAUCCGGCUCUCUCAGCAUGCGCACACGCAGGAUAUGUCACAUUGACGCCGUCAGGCUUCUUCGUCGACCGGUCCCACGUCGCAAAUCGGAGCACAACAGGUUUGGGUAUGGCAGUGGGAGUGGUGCCGCCACUUGGCCAGCCAAUGAUGACAGAGAGAGCGAGACAGCGUUGAAGUGGCCAAGCCAGUGUCCAGUGCUACUGCUUCCAGACGCUGCGAAUGGGGAUGCCCGAUGCCCGCAAACUUGGCCAGCACGGCUUUGA
This is a messenger RNA of Plenodomus lingam JN3, 723 nucleotides long. The record is from RefSeq and is a predicted model, not a curated record. NCBI's taxonomy places the organism in Eukaryota, Fungi, Ascomycota, Dothideomycetes, Pleosporales, Leptosphaeriaceae.